GGAAAGCCAUAAUGAAGACAGAGCCUGCAGACACUGUGAACCUUAUAGACUCUCACUUAUUUCUGCAGGUACCGGAAAAGCUUCAGCUAUAUCCUCCAGGCUUUUAGAAGCCGCUUAUUUUCAUGUUUUACUCCAUCAUAAGAGGCAGAAAAAUGGCUUUGGAAAUAUAUGAUGAGAAUUUUAUUUAAUUCUGAAGAAAUGUUGGAUCCAAACUUUUUGUUUUUUCAUUAAUAUUUUUUGAUAAUCUCAGGAACUCCCUGAGUCUUUUCUUUGUAUCCUUGUUUUUUUGGAGCAGCAUCUAUUCUUCUUUUGACUGUCUAAAACUGUCUUUAGAAAUGCUGACUGAACUGAACUGUGGAGGUGUGUCAGUGGGUUCAGAGGUCUGCGAUCUGACCCUCUUACCACCGGCACCCCCUGUGCCAUCCUUACCAGGAGCUGGAACGCUACCUGUUGGCGGCGGCCAAUGGACCCAGCUGCUGGACCUUCAUCCUGGCUCUCCCUACAGCUCCAUGAACUCCCACCACUCCCUCAUAAAGCAGGAGCCCAGCUGGGGGUCUGCCGACCUAACCGAGGACCCACACUGUGGUCUCGGGGCCUUUACCGUGCAUUUCUCCGGCCAGUUCACAGGUUCGGGCCCCUGUCGGGUGGGUGCCUUUGGGGAGACAGCCUCAAGUCAAAGAAUGUUUUCUGGUGGGGCUUACCUGCCUGGCUGUGUGGAGAGUCCGCCUCCAACCAGGAACCAGGGUUAUGGCACUGUCGGUUUAGACAGCAACCCCAGUUACGGUCACACACCCUCCCACUAUACUCCUCAGCUCUCCAGCCUGUCCUUCAAGCACGAAGACACGCUGUCACCGACGAACAGCAUAGUUGAGCAGCAGUAUCCUGCACCAAAUCCCAUGUUUGGUUGUCACAGUCCGUCAGAAUCUUGCCCAAGCAACCAAGCCCUACUGCUGAGAAACUACAACAGUGAUAAUUUGUACCAAAUGGCAUCUCAGCUGGAAUGCAUGACAUGGAACCAAAUGAACACCCUGGCAUCAAUGAAGAGCAACAGCCAUGCACUCAGCUGUGAGAGCGAACCUGCGCCCCCAGCGCCACCCAUGCUCGUCAGUGCCCAAUACCACAUUCAUACACAUGGUGUCUUCAAAGGACUUCAGGAUGUCAGGCGGUUGCCCAGUAUUGGUCCUUUAGCAGCAAAGUCCACAGAGGCAUGUGAGAAGCGGCCUUUUGUGUGUGCUCAUCCAGGCUGCAACAAGAGAUACUUCAAGCUUUCUCAUUUGCAGAUGCAUGGCCGAAAACAUACAGGGGAGAGGCCAUACCGGUGUGAUUUCACAGAAUGUGGCCGCAGAUUCUCUCGCUCAGACCAGUUAAAGAGACACCAACGCAGACACACAGGAGUGAAACCGUUUGAGUGUGAGACCUGUCAGAGAAAGUUCGCACGGUCAGACCACCUUAAGACGCACACUAGGACUCAUACAGGUAAAACAAGUGAGAAGCCCUUUACUUGCCGCUGGCCCAACUGUCAGAAGAAGUUUGCCCGCUCUGAUGAACUGGUGCGCCACCACAGCAUGCACCAGAGGAACCUGACCAAGCCACAACCCGCCAUCUGAGCAGUGACAGACUGGGGUGUAAUAUAAAGAAGCUGACAGUAUGUUGUUCCAGCUCGCGAAGAAACAUGCCUGAAGCCUGGUCAGCAGUUUACGGUGACCUGGCAGACUUGGUGAAGCGAUGAGCACAGCUGACGCCAGCAGCACUCAGAUAGAAGAUGCAUCAAGGAUAUUCCUUGAUGGUCAUAUUAUAUCAAUAGGAGAGAUUAUCUGAGCCGAGUCUUGUAUUUUUGCUGUAAAUGGCCGAUGAGGAAAAAAUUAUACACUAUUCUGUUUUCAUAUGCUUGCACUGUUUUUGUCAGACUUUGACAAUGUUAUGGACUCUCUUCCCCAGUUUUUGUCAACAUGUUUAUAUGCCUUAUUGUAGAUUUUUCUCACCAAAGUGCUUUGUAUAUAUUGUAUGUGGUGUUUUUUUUUUAUUCUGUAGAUCUGCUUUAGACCUUAUCUAUGUUUCAUAAAACUGAAUUCACAUAAGUGCUCUGUGUGAGUGUGUGUGAAUGACAGAGGAGCGAGUACUGUGAGGUUAAGAGGGGCCACCCUAUGAGAGGUGGCGGUGUGAGAUGGUGGUAAAAGCACGUGAAACGGUGGCCCUCUGUGACUCUGACAUGGUGCAGGUCUGACCCUCUUAAAUCUCCGACACACAUCUCUGUAACCAGGACCAUCUGCAGCCAAGUAAAUCUCAUUAGAGAGCAUACCUCCGUGUUUUCAUGCUGACUGCCCCCUUCUAUACAAGAUGAGCAGCCCACUCAGUACAGAUCUAUUUUAUUAAUAAGAGUAUGAUUGAAAAGUCAGGUUUUUUAGUAAUCCGGGUCAGUUAGGUAAACUUGUGCACAUUGAUGAAACACAAGGUCUUUAUUUCUUUUCAUUCUGAUCAGUAUGGUUUAGUGAAACCAUCUUUAGCUUGAAAUAAACAACAUUACCAUGAUAUACUACUAAUAUGUACUUAUGUGCACAUGCUCAUCGUAUUUAUCCAUAAUUAAUUUAUUUUUUACAUAUCUGAGCCACAUGGUGGCAGUGUCAGCCCACUCAGUCCAGCCCAUGGGAUUUGCCCCUUACUCUCUCAAAGACUUCAUAUUCUACACUUCUGCUCUGCUUAUGAUCUUAUCUGUAAUAACAAUUAAUACAUUUUGGAGAUAUCAGUAGGAGUAACAGGAGGGUCCAUUUAGAUUGUGCUCAUAACCAAACAUAUAUGAAAUGGAUGGAUGGUUGUUACCUUGUGUGCAAGAGAUAAGAUGAUUCACCCACUGGAGGUAUGUUAAUAAAACAUGACUGAUUGUGGGCAGAAGGAACGGCUGUCCAGCUGUCUGAGCAACAUUUGUCAUGUAACGAGAAAAACAAUGUAAACACCCACAUGCAAGCUGGGCGCCUUUAGAGCGGUGGUUUAAUAUCUUCUAUCCCUCAUUGCGUACAUCUGCAAUCGAGAGGCGUACCUUUGAUUAAAUAAUAAAAAGCUGCUGAAAAACAAAAUAGAAUCAACAAAGGAGACUAAAAUCUUGAACUUCCAUUUCUUACCCAACAAAAAUUGCAAUCAGGUCUGGUAAACUAACAUGCAAGACAAACAAAACUGUUUAUGUCAGUCUAUAGGUUCCAAAUGUGAUUCUAAAUAGAGAAUCACAAUAAAACCAGGAAUAGAUUAUGCCCAAAAUAAAAGCUGCAAAAUGUAUGAAAUUGCAUAGGUCACCAAGAUAUCAGCUUGUUUGGUUGAAAUUUUAAUGUACAGGAGACUGCUUGGAUGCACCCCCAAGUGCAGUGCAUCUUCUCUCCGCAUCCCAGUCAUUUAUUGGGGUGCAGAGAGCAGAUGGCCACACUUGAUUUAGAAAUUAGCAUGAAAAAUCACAAUCAAUAUGAAUCAAAAUGUUUGAGAAGCAGAAUCCAGGUACAUAUUUUCCUA
This is a messenger RNA of Cyprinodon tularosa, 3495 nucleotides long. RefSeq names its product WT1 transcription factor b (gene wt1b). NCBI's taxonomy places the organism in Eukaryota, Metazoa, Chordata, Actinopteri, Cyprinodontiformes, Cyprinodontidae. Gene Ontology annotation, biological process: regulation of transcription by RNA polymerase II. Gene Ontology annotation, cellular component: nucleus. The transcript is spliced from 9 exons. Gene Ontology annotation, molecular function: DNA-binding transcription factor activity, RNA polymerase II-specific; RNA polymerase II cis-regulatory region sequence-specific DNA binding. Bases 336 to 1607 code for a protein of 423 amino acids. The record is from RefSeq and is a predicted model, not a curated record.